AUGCUGGUCUUUCGAGCUUCAGUGCCUAGGCAAAGCCAUGUCGGCCGGUUACCAGGGCGGUCUUGUUUCGCUGGGAUUGUGAGCUUCCGAAGGUCAAUACACACACCUCCGGUGCAAUCGAAGCAUCGGUCUCCUAUCAAGGAUAUCAGAAAUAUUGGGAUCAUUGCCCAUGUCGAUGCUGGCAAAACCACAACGACUGAGCGCAUGCUGUAUUAUAGCGGCGUGACUCGCCGAGUUGGAGACGUCGAUGCAGGAAACACAGUGACUGACUUCCUCGACCUGGAGCGGGAACGAGGUAUCACAAUUCAGUCAGCAGCCAUCACUUUUAACUGGCCCCUUCACGAGGAAUGCGCCCCAGGCACAACCCCCAAAACGAUUAAUCUUAUCGACACACCGGGUCAUCAAGACUUCAGAUUUGAGGUCGACAGGUGUCUGCCUGUUCUUGACGGUGCUGUAUGUAUCAUCGACUCAGUGAAAGGCGUAGAAGCUCAUACGGAGAGAGUGUGGGCUUCAGCACACGAUCACAAGAUCCCUCGCAUUGUCUUCGUCAAUAAGCUCGACCGAGACGGUGCUUCAUUUCGAAAAUCUGUGUUGGAGAUUGGGUCACGUCUGAACGGGUGGCCACUUGUAUGCCAAAUUCCAUGGUGGGAAGGAGACCAGUUUGUCGGUGUCAUCGACGUCAUUGACCGAGUCGGAUAUCGGUGGAAGGCAGAGAAGCAGAAGACGAAGUACGAGUUCGCGGAACUGCAAGAGGUGCUCAAGGGCAACUAUCUUCUCGAUGAAAUUGAGACAGCUCGCGAGCGGCUCAUUGAAGGCCUCGCUGAAUGUGAUGAGUCCAUUAUGGACCUGUUCGCAGACGAUCCAAACAAAAUCACAGGCAAGAUGUUGAAAGACAGCGUUCGAAGCGCCAUCCGCAGUGGCGACGGAAACGUUAUUCCCGUUCUAGCAGGUGCCAGCUUCCGGCACAUCGGUGUCGAGCCCCUGAUGGACGCCAUCGUUGACUACCUUCCCAGUCCUGACGAACGACCUGAUCUUGAGAUCCGUGCCGGCCCGGCAAAGCACAACCUCAUUACGCUACUCGGUCAGAACUCGAGCAAGAAGCCAGGUCAGCAGCGUGUAGCAGCAGUCGCCUCCGUCUUCAAGGUCUAUAAUCACCCCAAAGAGGGAAUCUUGAGCUUCGUGCGAGUCUACUUUGGCGAACUUCACAAGAACUCGUCCACCUGGAACACGCAUAAUCAGCAGGCAGAGCGUCCGUUCGGCUUGUUGCAGAUAUCCGCGGAGAAGACGGAAGAUGUGCAACACCUCGCCACUGGCCAGAUUGGCGCCAUCAAGGGUCUAAAGAAGGCUCGUACGGGCGACACGCUGCUUGCUACUAUCGCUCAGAAGCAGAUCCCGGAUGCCCUCAAGCAUAUCCAGAUCAGGCCCCCAGAAAUUCCUCCGCCAGUGGCUUUCCUCGCGAUUGACCCCCACGGGCCCACAGCUUCCAAGGAGCUAGAGAUCGCGCUCGAAAAUGCGUCACGAGAAGAUCCCAGCUUGAGAUGGAGCCGUGACGAGAAGACAGAACAAUUCAUCCUGCAGGGUAUGGGCAAACUCCACCUUGAUAUCGCCGUCUACAACCUCAAGCAGAACCCUAAGGUUCAGGCCGACUUCGGUCCUAUCGAGGUCGAUUACAAAGAGUGCAUCACGUCCUCAAUCGGACCGCAUCAUGUCACCUUUGACAGGGUCGUCGCGAGUAAGUCGGGCAAGGUAUCAUGUACAGCAACUCUGGAACCUCUGGAAGACCACCACCGCCAAGCCGCACUUGAGCCGACUGUCGAACGCGACGGGAACAUGAUUCACAUCAUCAUCGAUCUCCCCGAAGACGGCAACAUAGCCUUUGAUCCCGAGGAAGCCCGACAGCAACUCAUCAAUGGCGCCGUCGCAGCCGUGGCCCGCGGCCCGCGCCGCGGCUCCCCCGUCCAAGGUUGCCACAUCACCAUCACCGUUGACGCCGCAGCCGCCGAGAGCCCGUCCGGUGGACACUUCGCCGGCGCAGCAUCUCGAGCCGUGCGCGAAGCACUCCGCGAGGCGCACAUCACAAAGGGUGCCGUGGGCGUCCUCGAGCCCGUCAUGCUUCUACACAUCAGCUGUCCCGAGGCGGCCGCGGGCUUGGUGCAGCAUGACAUCAGCUCAGGAGCCGGUGGACACGUACUGGAGGUCAAUGAUAAGUCCGCCGAGUCGAGUUCGCACAUCGACGUCAGCAGUAUCUACGCGCCGCCAGAUCCGUACGAGAUCGUGGCUUCAUUGAGGGGGAAAAAGUCGUUGGCCAGGACGGUGGAAAUUGUAGCCAAGGUGCCGUUCAAGGAGGUCUUGAACUUUGACGAGCAGCUGAGAGGCAAGACUGGCGGAAGACACUCGAUGACGAUGGCGUUUGACAGUUUCGAUCGUGUUGUUGGCCAACGAGAGAAGGCAUUGUAA
This is a messenger RNA of Colletotrichum abscissum, 2457 nucleotides long. RefSeq names its product translation elongation factor G. The coding region runs from base 1 to 2457 and encodes 818 amino acids. Lineage: Eukaryota; Fungi; Ascomycota; Sordariomycetes; Glomerellales; Glomerellaceae. Gene Ontology annotation, molecular function: GTP binding; GTPase activity. Gene Ontology annotation, cellular component: mitochondrion. The transcript has 3 exons. Gene Ontology annotation, biological process: mitochondrial translation; ribosome disassembly. The record is from RefSeq and is a predicted model, not a curated record.